This is a messenger RNA of Centrocercus urophasianus (Greater sage-grouse), 1046 nucleotides long. It is a transcript of the gene TP53I11, whose product is annotated as tumor protein p53 inducible protein 11. Lineage: Eukaryota; Metazoa; Chordata; Aves; Galliformes; Phasianidae. Bases 477 to 1046 code for a protein of 189 amino acids. The transcript has 7 exons. The record is from RefSeq and is a predicted model, not a curated record.
GCUGAUUCGCAUCGCUGUGCCCAUGGGGCAGCGGAUCCGGGUCCCCCCGCCAACGCCGAGACUCGCGGCAGCGCGGUCGUGGUGACAGCUGUGCCGUCCUCCUUGCAGACCUGGACAACUUCCCCACAGCUGGGAUGGGCAGCCCACAGCUCCCUACCUCAGCAUCAGGGCGAUGAGGAGCCAUCUGCUGGCCUAGCAGAAGGGCUUUUGUGCUUUUUUUUUUUUUUUUUUAAAUUUUUGUUUUCUGAACCCUGUGAGAUUCCAUGUGAAAACACUUCCUACAGCCUCGCAGCUGUGAGCCCUCUGGGCUGGAGGCAACAGCUCUCCCUCUGUGGCCAGGCCAGCAGGAGAAUUGUACCCCAGGCUGCCCUGCAAGUGUGGGGCCCAGCCCCACAGCAUUCCCAGCCAGUGUGGCUCAGGCUUCUCCCCUCAGCUCUCCCAGCAGCGGAUCGGAGGCCUGUGGCCCACCCACCACCAUGGCAGCCAAGCAGCCCCCGCCGCUGAUGAAGAAGCAUAGCCAGACUGACCUGGUGAGCAGGUUGAAGACACGCAAGAUCCUGGGGGUCGGUGGCGAGGAUGAUGAUGGCGAGGUCCAUCGCUCCAAGAUUAGUCAAGUCCUGGGAAAUGAAAUCAAGUUUGCUGUCCGGGAACCCUUGGGGCUCAGGGUCUGGCAGCUGGUUUCCGCCGUCAUGUUUUCCGGGGUGGCCAUCAUGGCCCUGGCUUUCCCUGAUCAGCUCUACGAUGCCAUCUUCAACGAGGAGUCAGUGAGCAGCAAGACUCCCAUCCGGCUCUAUGGAGGAGCCCUACUCAGCAUCUCGCUCAUCAUGUGGAACGCUCUAUACACGGCUGAGAAAGUCAUCAUCCGCUGGACCCUGCUGACAGAGGCGUGUUACUUUGCCGUGCAGUUCCUGGUUACCACCGUCUCCCUGGUUGAGAGCAGCCGAAUGGCCACGGGUGCUGUACUCCUCCUGGUCAGCCGAGUCUUCUUUGUUCUCAUCAGCAUUUAUUAUUAUUACCAAGUUGGACGCCGUCCCAAGAAAGUCUAA